This is a messenger RNA of Penicillium cataractarum, 354 nucleotides long. RefSeq lists its product as uncharacterized. Lineage: Eukaryota; Fungi; Ascomycota; Eurotiomycetes; Eurotiales; Aspergillaceae. The transcript has 2 exons. The coding region runs from base 1 to 354 and encodes 117 amino acids. The record is from RefSeq and is a predicted model, not a curated record.
AUGGUCUUCCAAAUCAAAGACAAAGCAGAACUAUUCAAAAUCCCCAACUUCGGCGGCAUACCCAACAUUUACUUCGCGGACUACCUAGGCACACAAAACAACACUUCAAAUCCCAUCACCGGCUCAUGGUUCCGCAUCGAAAAAGGCCCCGAGUCUACGCCCCCGAAAUACGACUAUGACGAGGUUGGAGUUGUUAUUGAGGGCGAGAUGACAUUCAGAGAUAAGAGUGGGCAGACAGCCACUGUGAAGGCAGGGGAUACAUUCUUCUUUCCCCGCGGGAGUACAAUUACCUUCUCGACGGAAUCGCAUGGGGUUGCGUGGAAGUGCGGAGCCAGGCUUCCGAGCAAACUGUGA